Messenger RNA from Cynoglossus semilaevis (tongue sole), 4232 nucleotides. It is a transcript of the gene sstr2a, whose product is annotated as somatostatin receptor 2a. The transcript has 4 exons. The record is from RefSeq and is a predicted model, not a curated record. NCBI's taxonomy places the organism in Eukaryota, Metazoa, Chordata, Actinopteri, Pleuronectiformes, Cynoglossidae. Gene Ontology annotation, biological process: neuropeptide signaling pathway; cellular response to glucocorticoid stimulus; cellular response to estradiol stimulus. Gene Ontology annotation, cellular component: neuron projection; plasma membrane. Bases 1018 to 2166 code for a protein of 382 amino acids. Gene Ontology annotation, molecular function: neuropeptide binding; somatostatin receptor activity.
UUAUCGUUCUUCCUCCAGUGAGAACCCUUCUGUCCUUCGGGUCCAAACCCCGGCUUAAUUCAUCAACAGUUGGUAUUAAUAUCAGUGACAUCAGAGGGUUUCUCACGCAGCUCUUGUCUGAGAGAGCACUCCGACCCAUCUAUUAUUCUGUAAAGAGAUGAAGAGGGAUGUAUGAGAGAGAGAGAGAGUGUGUGUGUGUGUGUGUGUGUGUUCUGGACCAUACCUCCAGGUCAUUUUUGGUAAAAGUGCAGGUUAAGUGUGGAGACAAAUCGAGAAGGAUUUGAUUAAAACAGACGGAAGUUACAGGGCUGAGUUCAAAUCCAAGCUGGAACACGACGCAUGCAUUUUAACUCCCCCUUUCUCCCUCUUUCUCUCUCUCUCUCUCUCUCUCUCCCUCUCUCUCCCUCCUGUACUGUGGUACAUCGCGCUGCUGGACUCCUCUUGCAGUUAAACGAGCGCAUCACACUUUCUUCACGUUGUCUCUCUGGUGAUUCCUGCACAACUUUUUUUCCGCUCCCACACUCGGAAUAUUCCACUGGAGAUUUUUCUUCUGGAAAAUGACCUGAGAGCAUGUGUUAAUGCAUUAAUCAGCGGCUCUGCUGUGGGCGGCUGAUCUCCAGCGCCGUGCGCAACCAGAGCAGGUGGAUGGAGAGAAGAGGAGGAGAUGAAGAGGAGAGGAGACGAGGAGAGGCUGGAGGGACGCAGCUUCCCAGCAGCUCCGCUGCGCAGCGGCCGGACAAACUGAUCUCUGCCGAAAGAUUGGCUCAAAAGAGCGUCAACCUGAGAGGAGGGUAAAGGUUUUUCUUUUUAAAUGAUCUGUGCUUCAUCCGAGAACUGAUUUUUCUGACCUCAGUUGUCCCCAAAACUGGAUCCCAAAGACCACCAAGUCCUAAAUCCACAUCAGUUCUCCAGAUCCAUCCAUCCACCCUGCACCUCCUCUAUGAACACGUCUUUACACCGAACUCCUGAAUAGUUUCAAGUAGAACUCUCUGAUUACCCAGAAACCCUUUUGGAACCAUGGCUCUGGACCCAUGGCCCUUUCUCUCCACUCCCCCAAACACCUCUAUCCCAGAGCCGCUCCUGUACGACAGCUUCCUGCCGGGGAACGAGUCCGACCUGGACCUGAACAUCUCUGGUACCAGGGAGCCCCACCAGGACAGGACCAGCUCAGUGGUCAUCACUUUCAUCUACUUCAUGGUGUGCGCCGUGGGGCUCUGUGGCAACACGCUGGUCAUCUACGUCAUCCUGCGCUACGCCAAGAUGAAGACAGUCACCAACAUCUACAUCCUCAACCUGGCAGUGGCCGACGUUCUGUGCAUGAUGAGCCUGCCCUUCGUCGCCCUGCAGCUGGCGCUGGUGCGCUGGCCGUUCGGGGAGGCCCUGUGCAGAGUGAUCAUGACCGUAGACUCUCUCAAUCAGUUCACCAGCAUCUUCUGUCUGAUGCUCAUGAGCAUCGAUCGCUACCUGGCGGUGGUCCACCCUAUUAAAUCCACCAAGUGGCGAAAGCCCCGUGUUGCCAAGUUAAUUAACCUGAUGGUCUGGGGUGUGUCGCUGUUAGUCAUCCUGCCCACUAUGAUCUUCAGCGGCCUGAACAAGGUGCCGGUGUGUGGCAUUUUGUGGCCCGAACCGCAGGAUGUCUACUACAAAGCCUUCAUCUUCUACACCUUCAGCGUUGGGUUCUUUCUGCCCCUGGUGGUCAUCUGUAUGUGUUACCUGCUCAUUAUAGUCAAGGUGAAGUCCUCUGGCAUGAGAGUGGGCUCCACCAAACGCAAGCGGUCUGAACGGAAGGUGACCCGGAUGGUGUCCAUCGUGGUGGCCGUGUUCGUGCUCUGCUGGCUCCCGUUCUACAUCUUCAACGUCACCUCGGUCACCAGCUUCAUCCACCCCACCUCUGCCAUCAAGAGCACCUUUGACUUUGUGGUGGUCCUGGGCUACGCUAACAGCUGCGCUAACCCCAUCCUGUACGCCUUCCUGUCAGAAAACUUCAAAAAGAGCUUUCAGAAUGUUCUCUGCCUGAAGAAGGUGGCGGGCCUGGACGAGAUUGAGCGCAGUGACAGCAGAGCGGACAGGAGCAGGAUGAUGGUGAACGACGCCAUCAUCAGCAGCGCCAACCUGGAGACUCACAACACCGCGUUGCUCAACAGUGAGCUGCAGACGAGCAUCUGAAGCAGGGGGCGGAGGGACCUGAGGUGGGCUGGUGAGGUGAAGGUGAUGUAACAGUUCCUGCUCAUGACACUGAGUUCAGGCCAAACACUUUCUAGAUGGGUUUUUAAAGUUCUGGAGAAGGUCGCUGAGCUCGGCUCUAAAGUCGAGGUAAAUUAGGCUGAGCCGAGGCGACAGCUCUUUAAACCCAAAUGGUUUUUCAACAUUUGACCCCACACAUGCAGAAACACAACUCAAAUAUGGCCAAGUAAACGUUGAGUCGCUGGUCAGGUCAAAAACAAGACCUUGGAUUAAAGCACAAGUGACUUUGGAUGUUCUGUUUAUCGGUUCUGCUCCAGAUUCAUGUACCUACAACUUUCUUUGACUGAAUUAUCCAGAACCUGGGCAGGUUUUACCUCCUCGACUUCUUUGAAUGUUGAACCGUUUCUCAAGGUGGCUUUCCACCAUGUUAAAAUCAGAAAUAAAAAACCCCAUCAAUCUGUGCUGAAGACGAACACUUUCAUCUUUUAGUCAAACCAGCUAGUCUAAUAUGAGCAAAAAGAAGGACGUCAAACCUCUCCACACACAUUUCACUGUCCACAGACUAAAGAUGUUUGAGUCCCUGGACGCCUGUCUGGAUGCAGUUACAUUGAUUUGUAAGUGCUUGACUUAAACAUCGUGGAUUAUUGAUUGAGUUGAAGGAUGGAGGAAACAUCCCCAGAGUUAUUCUGACAUUGCUCUGUUCAGAAAAGCAUGACCUUGUAAAUAGAAAAUGUUUUGAUUUCAAACCCAUGGGGACUUUUUUUUGUUUUGUGUUUUUGUUAGGAUCAGACUGUGUAGAAUUUCCUGCUGUAAAUGAUGCACCAAGAACAGCUCCAUGGACCCAUCAUGGCUGCAUCCUCGUUUGUGUUACAUGUAAGAUAUUCAAUUUACUCUCUGUAAAUUUAAAAGUCAUUUUCCCCAGGAGUUUACCAGUGACAACACCGUUAUGUCUAAUCUUGACCACGAACUGGUCACAAAAGAAAACGUAUCACCCGACGUGGUCUAAACAAACAGAAGCGGUCCAAACCAUGGGCCAUGUUGUAAAUGUGGGCCACUUCAGGUUCAGAUGCAUAUUACCUGGGCCAGAUGCUAAAAGUGUAAUAUGCCAUGUCAAAAAGUGUGACAUCACUUCCUUAACUCUUAACUACUGACAAUGAACCUUCAAACACACUCAGGUGGAGUCCACUUUCAGGUCCACUCUGCACAGCCGUGUGUCCUAUGUCCAGGUGCUGGCUAGGUCACCUGCUAUGUCAGUAUAUGUUAGCAAAUGUGCCAAGGAAUCAGAAAAUAUACCCAAAAACUGCAGAUGAAAAGAAGAGAAUUAAGAUUCACGGAGUGACACAGGUAUUUUUCAGCAUUUGAAGUCUGCAGGUCUUUGGUAGUAACUGAUGAAAAUGGCUGUUUCUCUCUGAAGCUCAAAUCUGAUCUCCAGACACCAAACAGCAGUGUGUGUUCUGGGGGGAAAUUACAUGAAGAUGAAAUAUUCAGUUUGGUUUAUUUUAACUCAAUGAAACACAAAAUUCAAAGUAUGCCCAGUCUGCCACAUCUACAAACACCUUAUUAAAGACAGUUAUUCAGACAAUUUGGCAGCGACAGUCCAGUGUUAGCUUAAAGGCAUUGUCCAAAACCAUAAACAAUGCAGUAAACACGUAGUAAAACAAACCAGAAACUACAACCAGAAAAAACAUAUUGCACGACAAAGGCUGGGAACAACAACUGCAAAACCACUGUAGCUCAGUAGCGCCAUCUUCAAAUAAAUGUCUCAACUGAAGUAGAUUUUUUCACCAACAUAAAUUUACAUCACAGUUUAAGAAUACAUUGUUAACGUCACAAGAGUGUUUUUUUUAAAAUAUAUAGGCUUGUUUUUUUGUUUUUUUGGGGGUUAGCUAAAUGCUUGUAGGUUAAGCUAAGUUAAAUAGACUACAUCCUUCAUAGUUAGCGUCCUGUUUCAGGAGCUCACCAUCAACAACAACAGUAGGUUGUUUAUCUCUAGAAUGCAGUUGUUAAUCUAAGGACAAAAAAUAAAUAAAAACUUGUCGUUUAUCGUC